AUGGCCGUCCGAUCUCUUACCACUGCUCUCUCCCUCCCAUUCGUCUUCGACUUCACCCCUCUAACUUCCAGCGAUGCCGUCCAAAACCUUCGAUCCACCGAUGCUUCCCUUUUCGAGCUUCUGGAACUCUUUUCUACCGACGAUCUCGAUGCUUAUGAGGAUUUCGUUAAAGAGAACCCCAUCUCCUCUAUUUCUGCCCUGGCUUCGGUCAAGACCAUCUCCCCCGCCACAACUACAUCCUCUGCUUCAAGCGAACCACCAUCAGUGGAAACUAUCCUACAGACCAAAAUGCGUCUGCUCACCCUUGCCAGUCUUGCUGCAAAGGCUCCCUCUCGCUCUCUGCCCUACAACGACAUUGCUGCUGCUCUCCGCAUCGAGCGAGAGGAUGUAGAGAAGUGGGUUAUCGAUACCAUCCGCGCCGGUCUUGUUGAGGGAAAACUCUCCCAACUCAAAGGUGAAUUCCUUGUUCACCGUGCUACGUACCGUGUCUUCGGCGAGCGACAGUGGGGUGAAGUCCAAGGUCGUCUCAUGGUAUGGAAGCAGAGUCUGUUGAACGUCCUCGAAGUCAUCCGCUCCGAAAAGGAGAAGUUCAAGGAAGCUGCCUCUGCUGCAGCUGCUCCCGCCCAGGGAUCCGCUGAAGCUGAUCGAUUCUCAUUUGGAGGAGGAAGAGGAGGCGGCGAGCGAAGGAGAGGUGGCCACCAAUCACAUCAACAUCAAGCUAGGGAUAUGGAGUUGGUUGCCGGUGGUGACUAA
Molecule: messenger RNA, 753 nt
Organism: Trichophyton verrucosum HKI 0517
Lineage: Eukaryota; Fungi; Ascomycota; Eurotiomycetes; Onygenales; Arthrodermataceae
Exons: 1
Coding region: 1-753 (250 amino acids)
Biological process (GO): cytoplasmic translational initiation
Cellular component (GO): eukaryotic translation initiation factor 3 complex
Source: RefSeq, a predicted model, not a curated record